AUGAUUAAAACUAACAAUCUACAAGAACAACUAGAUUGGGCAAAACUAAAGAAACCUCAUCUACCUUCACCAAAUUUAUUAAAUAAAGUAUUAAAAAAAUAUCCAAAUUCAAAUCAAAAUAUAAAUCAAAGUAAUCAAAUUAAUCAAAGUAAUAAUCAAUCCUCCUCAAGUUCGUAUUCAACAAUAAGUAAUAGUUCAAAUGAUAAUAUAGUACGAGAACCUAGAGUACGAGAAUCCGUAUCACAAGUUGGAAAUUUACUUGUUACAACAUUUACACCAGAUUCAAAUAAAGAAAAUAUUCCUCCACCGUCAUCAUCAUCAAAUACUUUAAAUGACGCGUCGUUUACUUCAACUCAAUCAAAUUUAAGUAAUAAGAGUAAAUUACAAAAGAAACAAUCAAAAUUACCAUUAGUUUCAAGAUUUUUCAAUCCAUUAUCAACACGUCCAGAAACAACUCAACCAAAUAAUGAAGAAAUUAUUGAUUUAACAUUUGAUCCAAGUCCAAAUAAGAAAAGGCCAUCAUCUGAAGAAUCAAAUUUUAAUUCCAAUAAAAGAACCAAAAUAAAUAAUGAUAAUACAGCCUCAAUAAAUUAUAAAGUAUUGGUAAAUUUACAAGAAUCUAAAAUCAAUUUAUUGGAAGAAAAAUUUAUCACAAGUGAAUCUAGUUCUAUUUCAUUAGAUCAAAAGAAAGAACAAUAUAAAGUAUUACAAAGUAAAAUUAAUGAUUUAGAUAUUAAAAUUAUCCAAUUAAAAGAACUAAUAAAAGAAGAAGAAGAUAAAAAUCUGGUUGCAGUUGAACAAACAAUGAUGACGGAUAUUAUAGAAGAUUCAGUUGCAGAAACACAAGAUACUUUACAACAAAAUGAAGUAUUUAGAGCACCAGCAAGACCAGCUCGUAUAGCGGAAGCAAGACAAAUUUUGGAACACGACUUACUGAUUAUUGAAGCUGAAGAUAAUUUCGGUGAUAAUACAAUGGAUGGUUUAAAAACUCCAACUCAAGAACGUGAUGAUUAUGAUGAUAUGGGAAGUUUUAUCGAUGAUGAACCAAUAAUUGCAAAUUCAGAAGAUGAGUAUGAACUGAUUGUUGGUACUCAAGAAGUUCAAAGAGUUGAUAGAAAUGAAUUAGAUAAUAUUAGAUUAUCACCAGAUGUUGCAGAAAAAUAUGGUAUAAGAUAUGAUAAUGAUAAUGAUAAUGAUAACGAUUUUGAAAACUUUGAUGAACCAAUAAAUUCUGAUGAAGAGCAAGAAGGAGAAGAAGAAGAAGAAUUUGAUCAAGUUGAAGAAAUUGACUUUUCAACACAAUUAAAUCAAGAAAGAGAAAUUGAUAUUAUUCUGAUUGAUUCAGAAGAUGACGAUGAAGAUAAUGAACCUAUUGGUAGAUCUUUACCUACAAGGAAUAUGAUAUCAUCAUCAAAUAAUUCAAUUGCAAAUUCAAUAAAUGCUGCUUCUACCUCAAUAAUUUCAAAACAAGGUAAUUUAACACCUCCAGCAUUACCUCCAUUAUUAAGUAUUGAUACAGAUGAUGAAUUUAGUGACGAGGAUGAUGAUUUAUUACAACUUAUAAAUGCUCCAAAAGAAAGAAAUGUACCACCUGGUUCAGAAAAAUUUAUUGAUGAAAUUUAUAAAGUUUUAAAUUAUACUUUUAAAUUACAAGCAUUUCGCUCAAAUCAAUUAGAAGCAAUAGUUGCAUCACUACUAAACAAAGAUGUGUUUGUUUUAAUGCCGACUGGUGGUGGUAAAUCUUUAUGUUAUCAAUUAUCUGCAUUAAUUAAAGGUGGUUUAAAUAAAGGUACAACUGUUGUUAUUUCUCCAUUAAUUUCUUUAAUGCAAGAUCAAGUUCAGCAUUUAAUAAGUAAAAAUGUAAAAGCUGGAAUGAUUAGUUCAAAAGCUAGUAAUGAUGAUAAUAAACAAACAAUCAAUUUAUUUAGAGAUGGAAUGUUGGAUAUUGUUUAUUUAUCACCAGAAAAAGUUAAUAGAUCAUCACAAAUUCAAAGGAUUAUUGGUAAUCUUUAUGAUAGUAAUAAAUUAGCAAGAGUUGUUAUAGAUGAAGCACAUUGUUUGAGUUCUUGGGGUCAUGAUUUUCGUCCAGAUUAUAAAGAUUUAUGUUUCUUUAAAGAGAAAUUUCCAAAUGCUCCUAUAAUGGCAUUAACUGCAACUGCUAAUGAAAGAGUUAGAAUGGAUAUAAUUCACCACCUCAAAAUGAAUAAUCCGGUUACAUUAAAGCAAAGUUUCAAUAGAACUAAUUUAUUUUAUGAGAUUAGAUGGAAAGCAAAUGAUCAUUUGCAAGAUAUUUUUGAUUAUAUACAACAACGUCAUAAAAACAAAUGUGGUAUAAUAUAUUGUCAUUCAAAAGUAUCAUGUGAACAAACAAGUAGUAAAUUAAAUCAAUUAGGUUUGAAGACAUCUUUUUAUCAUGCAGGCAUGACCGCAGAAGAUCGUCUAAUAAUACAAACAAAUUGGCAAAAAAAUAAAAUUCAAUUAAUUUGUGCAACUGUUGCAUUUGGUAUGGGUAUUGAUAAACCAGAUGUUAGAUUUGUUAUACAUUUAACUAUUCCAAGAAGUUUAGAAGGUUAUUAUCAAGAAACUGGUAGAGCUGGUAGAGAUGGUAAACCAUCUGAAUGUAUUAUGUAUUUCAAUUAUAGAGAUGGUAGAUCAUUAAUAUCAACAAUUAAAAAGGAUAAAGAUUUAACUCAUGAAGGUAAACAAAAUCAUAUGGAAAAAUUAGGUCAAGUUCUACUGUUUUGUGAUAAUAAAGUUGAUUGUAGAAGAAAAAUCGUUUUACAAUAUUUUAAUGAAUCUUUUGAUUCAACCAAUUGUAAUAAACAAUGUGAUAAUUGUAAAAAUUUUAAUCAUGUUACAAGUAUUGCAAAAGAUUGUACUGAACAUUCAAAAGAUAUUUUAAGAUUAGUUCAAUCAAUUCAAGAUGAAAAAGUUACUGUUGUUCAUUGUCAAGAUAUGUUUAAAGGUUUAAAAGGUGGUAAAAUUAGUAAAAUGGGUCAUCAAAAUAAUCCAUAUCAUGGUAAAGGUAAAAAUUUAGAUAAAUCUGAUAUUGAAAGAAUCUUUUUUAAUUUAAUUGGUGAAGGCUGUUUAGAAGAAUAUUCAAUAAUGAGAGGUGGGUUUGCAUCAAAUUAUGUUAGAUUAGCUAGAAAAGCUAAUAAAUUAUUAAAUGGUCAAUUGAAAAUAAAAAUUCAAUUUAAUUCAUAA
This is a messenger RNA of Lodderomyces jiufengensis, 3204 nucleotides long. It is a transcript of the gene SGS1, whose product is annotated as ATP-dependent DNA helicase. The transcript has a single exon. Gene Ontology annotation, biological process: double-strand break repair via homologous recombination; DNA replication. The record is from RefSeq and is a predicted model, not a curated record. Gene Ontology annotation, cellular component: chromosome; nucleus; RecQ family helicase-topoisomerase III complex. Gene Ontology annotation, molecular function: nucleic acid binding; 3'-5' DNA helicase activity; four-way junction helicase activity. NCBI's taxonomy places the organism in Eukaryota, Fungi, Ascomycota, Pichiomycetes, Serinales, Debaryomycetaceae. Bases 1 to 3204 code for a protein of 1067 amino acids.